GAGACGGUCACAGUGGAGGUGAGAGUCACAGUGGAGGUGAGAAUCAGAGCAGACCAUGGCCUUGCUGGUGCACCUGUGGACAGCCUUCGUUUGGAUAGCAGUGGCUGUCCAAUCUCUGCAGUCACCGAGCCCUCGGUACCCAAAACUGGGCGAGUGGGAGACCCUGCGCUGUGACUGUGCUGGACUGCUGUGCCAGACUGUGUACUGGGGUCGGAUGCAUAUGAUGGGGGGGAAAGCAGAAUUCCAGUUCCUUUUCUCCCACAACCAGGCGGACCGGAUUACACACGGUACAGGGAUCGAUGCAAGCGACUUUGGAGGCAGUCUGAGUGCGGGCAGCAGCAACACCUACUCCCUCAAGUUGAAGGUGAAGGAGGAGCACGCGGGCCUGUACUUCUGCAUUGUACCCAACAAACGCUCCUACCAGCUGGGAUUGCUGGCGCGACUCCUCCCCGGAGAGACACCUCAGGCUCCGCCCACCACCAAAACCACCACCACCAAGAAGAAGCCCUGCCCCUGCCCUAGGGAAGACACAAUUCUGCCAGUGAAAGGAUGCAGUUUCCGAGUAUUGUGGUCACUGGCCGGAACGAUCAUGGGCCUGGCACUCGUUUUACUGGCCACACUUCUGUACUUUUCCCGUCUUCCCAAGAAGUGUCGUCACCAGCUUGUCAAGAAAUAGAAUCCAGGCAAAAGAAGUAGCACAGCUGACCUUUGACAAGUUCUCCCACAUACUCCUCAUCAUCACCAAUGAACACGGAUGGAUACAUACAUACUGCUGUAACAUGGAUAGAUACAUACAUGGGUACAUGCUUUUAACAGGAUCCAGUUCACCGGACCAUGGGAAUGAAAUGGCAUGCUUCGCCCUGUUGGCUUGUGGAGGUUUGUUCUGAAUGGAUCGGUACUCCCUUGGAUAUUUAAAAGGGUUGGCAUUGCGUAUGUUAAGUUAUUAUGGUGUGUCAAAGCCUUAAACAGUUUGUUUUACCCCAUUGCUUUAUGAGAUGAGCUCUCUCUCUUGUUAUGUCUGACUUGAAUGUACUUCUAUUUUAAUUCAGUAUGUGCUUUCUCAUAACACACACACACACACACACACACACACACACACACACACACACACACACACACACACCAAGUAUAAUAUGUUUUUAUAAGAUAGUGAUAUUUUUAUAUGUCAGAUGGAUGUUGGGAUGUUUGUAUGUUUUUAAUUUGAAUAAUAUUUUGCUUCUUUUUUUGAAUGACUAUGUUCUAAAUUUGACAAAAAAUGAUUUCAUUGCCCGGUCUGGAAUGUAUCUAUUUUCCACACAUUUAAUGACCAGUGAUGUAAUGGCCAAAAGCCUUUUCUGUGCUGGCUUGAUCGAGUGCCAUUUUGUUGAAAUAAAAUGUAAAUAUGUACACUAUAAUUACAGAUUCAUUUUACUAUGGA
Molecule: messenger RNA, 1417 nt
Organism: Conger conger (European conger)
Lineage: Eukaryota; Metazoa; Chordata; Actinopteri; Anguilliformes; Congridae
Gene: cd8b
Product: cd8 beta
Exons: 6
Coding region: 56-676 (206 amino acids)
Biological process (GO): regulation of immune response
Cellular component (GO): cell surface
Molecular function (GO): coreceptor activity; MHC class I protein binding
Source: RefSeq, a predicted model, not a curated record